This is a messenger RNA of Drosophila subobscura, 3784 nucleotides long. RefSeq names its product insulin-like growth factor-binding protein complex acid labile subunit (gene 2mit). The record is from RefSeq and is a predicted model, not a curated record. The transcript has 4 exons. Gene Ontology annotation, molecular function: protein binding. Bases 1484 to 3592 code for a protein of 702 amino acids. NCBI's taxonomy places the organism in Eukaryota, Metazoa, Arthropoda, Insecta, Diptera, Drosophilidae.
AACGCCAGGACACGCGAUAAAGCCCACAGGCGGAACCAAGUCGGGACAGCGCGACAAAAGCUGACAAGUGCCGAGUGCCAACAAACAUAAUUAGGCUGCUGCCCGACACACGCGCUCGCGCCUUCACCAUCAUUUUGUGUGCAGCUAAAACGAGUGCCAAGAACAGCAACCCUCAACGCAAACAAACACAAAGCAAUGUGAGAUAAUCAUAAACACAGCACAAAACGAAAACGAAAACUCGAAACAGCAAAGAGCCGAAAACCAAACAAAAACAGUGCAAAAAGUAAGCGAGAGAGAGAGAGAGAGAGAGAGAAAAAAGCGAAUUUUAAACGUCUGCAAAUUAAUCAACGUGCUAGGAAACUCGACAGACAAACUGUCGUCGGCACAGGAUCAAGUCCUAGACAACUUAUCACUGAGGAUUUACGGACAGACCCACAGACAGAGAGCGAGAGAGAGAGUACAGCCAGGCAGCAGCUAAUCAACGGCCACAGACGACGCGAAGGCUACACCCAAGCCCCAGCCGCGGGAGGAGCAGUGGCAACAGCAGCCGCCGCCUCAUUUGGCCACUGCGGAUUAUGUUAAUUAGAUUUUAUACACGCAACGACAGCGGGCGGCCAACGACAACGACAACGACAGGGGAGCACUUUCCACUGUAAUGUGACAACAGUUGGCCAUAACAACAACAAUAACAGGGAGAACAAAGGGCAAGCAGGAUAACAACCAGGACAACAACAUCAGGAGGAGAAGAGGAGCAAUGCUGUUCGCUUUUUAAUUGACAUUUGCUCGAGUUGAGUUGCGUUUUGUUCAACAGCAAUUAGCUGGCCAAGGAAAACUUAAACGAAACAGAGGAAAAAAUCAGCAAAGCAGAGAGGAAAGAAGAGAGGGCAGAGCGGGAGCUCGCGGUGAAAAACAACAAAAGAGAGCAAUUAAAAUUGUAAAACAAUUGCAGAACUGCUGAAAAAUUGAAAGCAGAAAACAGCAGCAGCAAAUAACAAACGAACCCGCGGCCAAAAUAGAAUGAUCAAGUUGAUUUAAUUAAAAAUUAAAAACAUUUCAACCCGCGACGUGCCCUUGCCCCUCCAUCGGGCAAUGAAAUUUUAACAAGAACAUUUGAGCAAUGGCCGCUGCAAGGGAAACGCAGCCAUUGCCAUUGGCAGUGCCCUCAGGCGUAGGUUCAGACACAGAUUCAGAUUCAGGUUCAGGCUUCGGCUUCAGCUGCGACCCCAGCACCUGCUGUUGACACUUGUCACAUGCCUGGCCAAGAGGCGCGCACGUGACGCCCGCCCUCUCACAGCAAAAGUGAAUGAAUGAAUAAGGAAAUGAAUGACCCAGCCAGCCAUAUUCAAAAUUGAACGUUUAAACGUUUGCACGUACAGCGCAUAAAUUCCAAGUGAAAUUAAAGGACAUUUUGCCCCCAACAGGAAGGAAGGAGAGUCUACCGUAAUAGCGGAUAACGGGCAAAGGGGAGCAAGAGCAAGAAAAGAUGGUGAAAAUCGUGGCACCCCUGCGUGAUGUGGGCCUGCUGCUGGCAUGGUCACUGCUCCUAACGAGGUUGGCGUGCGCCCAACGUGAGGUCUCCACUCGAACCGAAGUCUCCACCCGCGCUGCUUCCGAAAUCUCAACUCCAUCUGCUGCCAAAGUCUCCACCAGCGCUGUUGGCAAAAUCCCGACUCGCGCUGCUGCCGAGAUCCCGACUCGCGCUGCAGCCGAUAUCUCGCCUCGCGCUGCUGCCGAAGUCUCCACUCGCGCUGCUGCCGAUCGGGAGGAGCAGCAAUUGUCGAAGCAGCACCGCGGCCUCAGCUACCAAAGCAUCCACCGCAUACUGCGCGAUGAGAAUGAACCAGCGAGCUUAAGGGGGGAGACAGCGAGCUUCCGGGCGGAGCAGCGCUACCAGCAGCAGCGUUUUAUGCAGACGCGGCAAAAGCGUGAGCUGAAUGCACCCGCCAACCGGCUGAAUCUCACCAAUCGCGGCCUGCGGCUGUACAACAGCAGCAGCGGGCAGUGGCAGGGCGACCUGCAGGUGAUCACGUCCAUGGAUUUGAGCAACAAUCGGCUGAGUCGCCUCAGCAUCGAUCACUUUCAGCAGCUGCGGCAGCUGGAUGUGAGCAAUAAUUCACUGAGUGGCAUACCUCUCAGCCUGGCCGACAGCAGUCCCUCGCUGCCGCUGGUGACACUCGACUUGUCCUGCAAUCGGUUCAGUCGGCUGUCGUCCAACUUCUUUGCGCAGCGACUGCCGCAGCUGCGGCACCUCAACCUCGCCCACAACCUGCUGGGCAACGUGUCCCGUGAGACGUUCUACAACCUGCUGGAGCUGCAGACGCUCCUCCUCAGCCACAACAACAUCUCGGACAUUGACUACGAAACGUUUCUGGCGCUGCCCAAUCUACAGCACUUGGAUCUGUCCCACAAUCGUCUGAGUGGAUCCGCCAUUCGGGCACUCCAGGGCAUACCCGACUUGGUUAGCCUCUCGAUCGCCCAGAACCCGCAGGUGGGGGCUGCCAUGCAGGAAUUUGUGGCUUCCUGGAGUCUCAAGGAGCUGGAUGCCAGCGGCACAGGCCUGUGUCAGGUGCCAGCCGCUCUCGCACAGUCGGUGCGCACAUUGAAGUUAUCCGACAACUGGCUCAAGUCCAUCAACUGCGGCGACAUGGACAGCUAUCCGCUGCUCCAAUACCUCGAUCUGUCCCAUUCCCGCAUUGCUCAUGUCGAGGACGAUGCCCUGGGCCGCUUGGAGCUGUUGGAGUUCCUCUUCCUCGAUCAUAAUCUCUUGAUGCGAGUGCCUGGCAGUCUGCCCACCUCGCUGGAGCAUCUCUUUUUGCAGCACAAUCAAAUAAUGGAGCUGCCGCCGCAGUCGUUUGCAGGGCUAACCAAUCUCCAGACUUUGGAUGUGUCCGGCAAUCGUUUGAUUUUCCUGCCCGCUCUGGCACUGCCCAAGCUGCUGACGCUGAACCUGCAGUCGUCUGGUGUGGAGAGUGUGAGUCAAUCGAUUGUGCACACAUUGCCGCAGCUGAGGGACUUGCUGCUGGAGGAUAAUCCCAUUAGGUGCAGUGAUCUGCUGAGCAUUGCCGAGUGGGCCAGCCCCUGUCGCGUCGUGGAUGUGGGUCAGCCGAGGGGCCAAAUCGAUUUGAAGCAGCAAUUUCUGCAGUUUCAUGACUUUUAUGAGAACUUUGGCAGUCAGUGUGGCAGGAGAAUGGAAGCGGGAGCAACGGAAGAUGACAAAAGGCCGCCCGAGUGCAGUCUGGAGGCCACUGCACCUGCAACAGCCACGCAGCGAACUCUGCCACAAGGCAGCCAAGAGUCAAAGGCACAAGAUAAGGCAACAACAACGCAGCAAUCAGCCGGUAACAACAUUCCUCAGUUAACCACAAAAACUUUGCGGCCAACAGAAACAACUUUGUUAGCGAAAAUUCAGCAACGGCAGCAGCAACAAAAAAUGCCUGGCAUGCCAAUUGCAACAACAACAGCAUCACAGAGUCUGCCAGCUGCAGCAACAACAACAACAAAAACCCGAGCCAGCCAACUGCAACAACAACAACAACAACAGCAUUGCCGAGUGUGCCAACUUUGCCUCAAACAAAGGCAACACAAGCGGUGAACAAUUUGGCAAUGCCAACAGCCACGAGAGCAACAACAACAGUAAUUACAACAACAACAAUGGCUACAACAACAGCAGCAACAACUACAACAACAAUGAAUUCCAACGAGCAAAUGCUGCAACCACAAACAGCAACCAAACCCAAGGGACUGGCAGUGCCAAAGAACAUUAGCGAACAUGCAACAAGAGCAG